AUGUACUCCAGGGAUGAAACAGUCCAAGCAAUCUUGUCUUUCUACACAGAACUCCUAAAACAACCAUGCAUAUCCAACUCUCAUCUCGCCAUAGCCCCACCUUCAGGCUGGAACAUAAACGAGCAAGAGAUACGAGCAAGCGGCAAAAACGACACAGUGAUUGAUUUGUUACGCCAUCUGCCAUAUCUUGAAGGCAGCAGAUACGAUGGACCGUUCGUGAACUACGAGACCCAGAGCGUAGAUUACACUGCCCAGUCGAUCACGAGUAGUGAACAAGCAUACCGACUACCUGGUCAUUGUGUCUAUCUCACACAGGGAGAGGGACGAGAGGGAUAUAGCAUAAUUCUUGAUACGGAGAGAGGCACAACAACAGCUUGGAGCGUCAUGGGAUACGAACUCCUCCACUCCAACUACUCGUACGAAGCCUCACUUCCAGAGAGCGAUAAAUGGCGUGCGCAUCGGACCCUACCUACUGCAGAUUUCUUCGCUGCAUGGACAUUGCGAUACCAGAAGUUGGUUUGGUUCUUAUCUCCGAGUGCUUCUUCUCGCUCGACAGGAACUUUCUACAGUAGAGCAGAGCAAUUGUUCGAAGAAGACGAGUUAUGCCACCAACCAUUGACAGAAUGGCAUCCUGAUCUGUCAGAAAUGAAGAAGAUUGAAGAUUUUGAUCCAGAAGACUUGGACAAUGAAGUUAAUGAAUACAGCAGGUUGUUAAGGAUUAAACAUAAAGCGGAUAUCUACAACACCAUUCUAAGAUAUGGUUGGGGAAGUGAAGACUUUGAGAAAGAGGCUUGUAUGGCUGUACUGUUAAUGAUGGAGAAACAGUAUGAUAAGGAAGAGAAACGUCUGAUGGAUAUGGUCAAUCCUGAUGCCCACCUCUUUGAUGAUUAA
Molecule: messenger RNA, 891 nt
Organism: Aureobasidium melanogenum CBS 110374
Lineage: Eukaryota; Fungi; Ascomycota; Dothideomycetes; Dothideales; Saccotheciaceae
Exons: 3
Coding region: 1-891 (296 amino acids)
Source: RefSeq, a predicted model, not a curated record